Molecule: messenger RNA, 2181 nt
Organism: Prosopis cineraria
Lineage: Eukaryota; Viridiplantae; Streptophyta; Magnoliopsida; Fabales; Fabaceae
Product: D-3-phosphoglycerate dehydrogenase 2, chloroplastic-like
Exons: 5
Coding region: 79-1968 (629 amino acids)
Biological process (GO): L-serine biosynthetic process
Molecular function (GO): NAD binding; phosphoglycerate dehydrogenase activity
Source: RefSeq, a predicted model, not a curated record
CAAAAAAAUGUGAGACCCUCUCUCAUUGAAGCACAUUCCUCAAAAUAACUGAAUUCUCUCUCUCCCCCUCUCUCUUCCAUGGCUUCCUUCUCUGCUUCUUUUGCCAAACCCACCUUCUUCUCUUCUUCUUCUUCACAGUCGAACUCAAAAUCCUCUGCUCUUUCCUUCCUCUACAACACCUCUGCUUCCUCCAUACCCACCACUUCCCUCAAGCUCUCUCGCCAUUCUCGACGCUUCUCUCUCCUUGUCAACAAUGUUUUGAGGACGCUUGACCCUUCGAAGUCCUCUGUCUUAACCCCUAACGUCGAUCUUGAAUCUUCCUCCUUAGGUCCCAAACCCACGAUCUUGGUCUCUGAGAAGCUCGGAGACUCUGGCCUUCAAGUAUUGAGAGAGUUUGGGCGCGUUGAAUGUUCUUACAACCUCUCGCUGGAAGAGCUCUGCUCCAAGAUCGCAUCCUUUGAUGCUUUGAUUGUUCGGAGCGGCACAAAGGUGACGAGGCAGGUGUUUGAGGCUGCGAAGGGGAAGUUGAAGGUUGUGGGUAGAGCUGGAGUGGGGAUUGAUAAUGUGGAUCUGCAAGCUGCGACGGAGUUUGGGUGUCUCGUCGUUAAUGCGCCGACGGCAAAUACUAUUGCUGCGGCAGAGCAUGGGAUCGCUCUGCUCACUGCCAUGGCAAGAAAUGUUGCUCAGGCUGACGCCUCCAUGAAAGCUGGCAAAUGGGAAAGAAGCAAAUAUGUUGGGGUUUCACUGGUGGGGAAGACCAUAGCAAUAAUGGGGUUUGGAAAAGUAGGAUCUGAAGUGGCUAGGCGUGCAAAGGGUUUGGGUAUGAACGUGAUCGCUCAUGACCCAUAUGCUCCAGCAGACAGAGCCAGAGCAAUUGGGGUUGAUCUGGUAUCGUUUGAGCAGGCCAUAACCACUGCAGAUUUUAUCUCCCUCCACAUGCCUCUCACCCCCACCACUAACAAGAUCUUUAAUGACCAUACUUUCUCCAAUAUGAAGAAGGGAGUCCGCGUCAUCAAUGUCGCUAGAGGUGGAGUUAUAGAUGAAGAUGCAUUAGUCAGAGCCCUUGACAGUGGAAUUGUCGCUCAGGCUGCACUUGAUGUCUUCACUGAGGAGCCUCCAUCCCCAGACAGUAAGUUGAUUCAACAUGAGAAUGUCACUGUCACGCCUCAUCUUGGAGCUAGCACGAAAGAGGCACAGGAGGGUGUAGCCAUUGAAGUAGCAGAAGCUGUACUUGGAGCAUUGAAAGGAGAACUUUCUGCAACUGCUGUUAAUGCUCCCUUGGUUGCUCCUGAGGUGAUGACUGAACUGGCUCCUUUUGUUGAGCUAGCCAAGAAACUAGGCAGGCUAGCUGUGCAAUUGGUGUCUGGAGGAAGUGGAAUUAAAUCUGUGAAGGUGGUUUAUCGAUCCGCCAGAGAUCCAGAUAACUUGGACACAAGGCUUCUGCGAGCGAUGAUCACAAAAGGCAUCAUCGAACCAAUAUCAGACUCGAUCAUUAACCUUGUAAAUGCAGAUUUCAUAGCAAAGCAGAAGGGUCUUCGCAUCAGUGAGGAAAGGGUGGUGGUUAAUUCAUCUCCAGAGGUCCCAGUGGACUCAAUUCAGGUACUGAUAUCAAACGUGGAGUCGAAGCUUGCAAGUGCUGUAUCUGAGACCAAUGGAGUGAUAAGCAUUGAGGGGAAAGUGAAAUCUGGGGUGCCUCAUCUCAUAAAGGUUGGAUUAUUUGAUGUGGAUGUGAGCUUAGAGGGGAACUUAAUAUUGUGUCGCCAGGUUGAUCAACCUGGCAUGAUUGGCCAAGUUGGGAACAUACUGGGUGAUCAGAAUGUGAAUGUGAGCUUCAUGAGUGUGGGAAGAACUUCAAGGGGGAAGAAGGCCAUUAUGGCUAUUUGUGUUGACGAAGAACCAAACACUGAGACUCUUAACAAGAUAGGGUCUGUGUCUGCCAUUGAAGAGUUCGUCUUCCUUAAUCUAUAGUUCAUACAACAAGGUUCAGGACGCAAGGUUCUUUAGAGUGGUAGAGAAAGCAUUAUGUAUCGUAAGGUGUCUGGUUGUAUGAGCUGGGAAUAAAGCUUGCUGAACCACAAACAGCCCCUUUCAAUGUUUUUCUCUCUUUUUUAAAUGAUCGUUGUUGUUUUGUCUUGUAAGUUGCGCUAUUUUUAAUGCUCAGUGAAAAGUUUCAGAUUCUAA